AUGCAAAACAGAAAUAUUAGUUAUUGGAUCAAAAAGUGUGUGAUUCAAUCGAUUUCGAUUGUAAUCCUAAUGAAAAUAAUAGCUUGGCCGUCUAUUUCCGAAGCAUAUCCAAUUUUUGCACAACAGGCAUAUGAAGAUCCUCGAGAAGCAACCGGCCGUAUUGUAUGUGCUAAUUGUCAUUUAGCUAAAAAACCAGUGGAUAUUGAAGUUCCUCAAUCUGUAUUACCAGAUACAGUAUUUGAAGCUGUUGUUAAAAUUCCUUACGACAUGCAAAUAAAACAAGUUCUUGCUAAUGGUAAAAAAGGAGCGUUAAAUGUAGGAGCUGUUCUUAUUUUACCAAAAGGAUUUGAAUUAGCACCUGCAGAUCGUAUUCCUCCUGAAAUGAAAGAAAAAAUAGGUAAUCUUUAUUUUCAACCUUAUAGUUCGGAUAAAAAAAAUAUUCUUGUAAUAGGUCCUGUUCCUGGUAAAAAGUAUAGUGAAAUGGUUUUUCCUAUUCUUUCGCCAGAUCCUGCUGUUAAUAAAGAAGCUAAUUUUUUAAAAUAUCCAAUAUAUUUAGGAGCUAAUAGAGGUAGAGGACAAAUUUAUCCUGAUGGAAGUAAGAGUAAUAAUACUGUUUAUAAUGCAUCAGCUGCAGGUACAGUAAGCAAAAUUUUCCGUAAAGAAAAAGGUGGUUAUGAAAUAACUAUUGAUACUCAAGAUGGACGUCAAAUUGUUGAUAUUGUACCGGCAGGACCAGAACUUAUUAUUUCAGAAGGUGAGUUAAUUAAAGCGGAUCAACCUUUAACAAAUAACCCUAAUGUGGGUGGCUUUGGUCAAGGAGAUGCAGAAAUAGUACUUCAAGAUCCAUUACGUGUUCAAAGUCUUUUAGUAUUUUUUGUUUCUGUUACAUUAGCACAAAUUUUCUUAGUACUUAAAAAGAAACAAUUUGAAAAAGUUCAAUUAGCAGAAAUGAAUUUUUAA
Messenger RNA from Physcomitrium patens, 960 nucleotides. The record is from the annotation of a RefSeq genome assembly. Lineage: Eukaryota; Viridiplantae; Streptophyta; Bryopsida; Funariales; Funariaceae.